GGGGUAACUCGACGUUUGUUUACGACUUUUAAUAAUGUUAAAGAGAGAAGCGGUUCGAAGAGGAAGACAACUAACCGUUAACAGUUGACUACAGCUCUGCUAAGCGUUAAGCUUGAUACCAAGCUCAGGUCAAGUGCGACAACUUCCGCAUCAGCAGGCGCAGCUUUCAAAUGCAUCGUCGGGCAUGUGAAUGUAAAUAUUCACUGUGAUGGCAGACGUCUGAAAAAAUCACAUUCUCACUAAAAAAAGGCUACUGAAGUGACUUUAUUGUAUUUUAUAUGAACAAGUCUGUAUUUUCUUGAUGAGUAUUUAAGUCUUUAUUUCCGGUCCUUUUUAUUGUGGACGUUAGUUGUUAGAUUUCCGAUAGCCCGAAAGGCGACAGCAGGAUGGGCGGAGCUGCCACCGAACACUGCUGUGGUACGUGCUGACAGUCCACGUCGGUGUGGUGGAACCAGUCCCCGAAUAGAACGGUAUCGAACUGCUUGCCUCGGGACCCACAGGGCUCGUUGGAGAGGCGGGACCGAUCCAGUCUUAGUGGACGAAGAAAACGAAGAAUUUCUCGAUUGAAGAGCAACGAGGAUUGACCUACUUCUAUACAAACACCUGUCUCUCACACACGAUGGAGGAUGACUUGAUGUUCAGCAUGGAGGACGAGGGCAGCGCCACGAGGGGCGCUCCCCCCAAACAACGGGUGUCAUCCCUCACCGAUGAAGAUGGCGACGACGACGACGAUGACAGCGACGUCCACUUCAUCUGCCCCCUCUUGGACGACCCCGCCAGGGAAAUCUGUCAGUACUUGCAGAACUUGGUGAACAAUCGGCAGCUGUCAGAUUCCUUCCCGAAAAGCGGUUUCUCGUACAAGAGUGAUGGGGACAAUGUGACGGAAGGUUCGUACAAGGUUUUGUCAGAGAGUGCACGGGAAACGUGGAAAAAUGCCGUCAAAAAGGCCAAAGCCAUGCCGGACCCCUGGGCAGAGUUUCACCUGGAGGACAAAGAGACCGAACCCUGCUUACGCUACAGGUAUAACGCCAUCACCGGGGAGUGGGCCCAGGACCAGGUCUACAUUAAGAUGGCGGCACAGCCGUUUGGGAAAGGCGCCAUGAGGGAGUGCUUCAGAACGAAGAAGCUGUCAAACUUCUCACACAGCGGCAACUGGAAGUCGGCGUCCAACUACGUGGCCAAGCGCUACAUGGAGACGGUGGACAGAGGCGUCUACUUUGAGGACGUCCGCCUGCAGAUGGAGGCCAAGCUGUGGGGGGAAGAGUUCAACCGCCACAAGCCUCCCAAGCAGGUGGACAUCAUGCAGAUGUGCGUGGUGGAGAUGACAGAUCGUCCGGGAAAGCCGCUCUUCCACCUGGAGCAUUACAUCGAGGGGAAGUACAUCAAGUACAACUCCAACUCCGGCUUCGUGCGGGACGACAACAUCAGGCUGACGCCACAGGCGUUCAGUCACUUCACCUUCGAGCGUUCGGGCCACCAGCUGAUCGUGGUGGACAUCCAGGGUGUGGGCGACCUCUACACCGACCCUCAGAUCCACACGGACAAGGGGACCGACUUUGGUGAUGGGAAUCUGGGCGUACGAGGCAUGGCCCUGUUCUUCCACUCACACCUGUGCAACAAGAUCUGCAAGAGCAUGGGCCUCACUCCUUUUGACCUCUCCCCCCCCGAGAAGCAGCAGCUGGACUGCACCAACAAACUCCUGAAAUCGGCUAAAACGGUGCUGAGGGGCUGCGAGGAACAGUGCGGCUCCCCCCGAGUCCGUACCAUGUCAGGGAGCCGGGUGCCCCCCCUGCUGACCCGCCUGUCUGAGACGUCAUCCGCGGAUGAGAGCAUGAGCGAUGCCGACUCGGUGCCUUGCUCCCCGCUGGUGACGCAUGGAUACAUGGGAAGGUCCCCCGCUGGCUUAUCUUUCACUGGGAUGUACGAGCAGGAUCGACUUGACAACGCAGGCGAACACAGGGAAUCAGACAGUGGCGGGGACAGCGGCUACCCCAGCGAGAAGAGGAGCGAGGGGGACCCCAACGACCACGUGGACGGGCUGACGGAGGAGAAGUGGAGCUUCUUCCACUCGUCUCGCGCUCAUGUACACAGACCGUCCUGCGUGGCCACCGAGGUGGAGCGACUCAGCUCUCUGAUGCAGAAGCGCAUCGGCCAGUCCAUCCUGGGAAAGGUGCACCUGGCCAUGGUACGCUACCACGAGGGGGGGCGUUUCUGUGAGAAGGAUGAGCAGUGGGAUCAGGACUCCGCUAUGUUUCACCUGGAGCGAGCGGCCCAGUGCGGCGAGUUGGAGGCCAUCAUCGUUUUGGGACAGUGCUGCCUGCAGCUGCCCCACCACAUCCUGCCGAACGUGGAACUGGAGGACAACGCCGGAAACAGGAUGAAAGGAUUCAAGUUCCUGUUGCAGGCUGCAGAAGCUGGCGACAGAUCUUCCAUGAUCACGGUGGCCCGAGCUUUUGAUACGGGCGUUAAUCUGUCUGCAGACAGAAAGCAGGACUGGGAGGAAGCCAUACAUUGGUACGACAGCGCUUUGAACAUGACGGAGCACGACGAAGGGGGGGAGUUCGACGGCAUACAGGACGAGCCCCGUCACCUCCUGCUGGCCAGAGAGGCCCAGAUGUUCCAAGAUGGAGGCUUCAACCUCACGGCCGACCUGCAGAAAGCAGGCGACCUGUUUACGGAAGCAGCAGAGGCCGCCAUGGAGGCCAUGAAGGGUCGCCUGGCCAACCAGUACUACAUGAAAGCCGAGGAGGCGUGGGCCAUGAUGGAGGAGUAAAUCUUAAGCUGCACGCUUUUAACACAAAAAGGCCUUAUGGGGGGGUGGGGGGGCUGCUUACAAAAGCCUGCAUGAGUGGCGUUUACAUCAUUUUUAUAACAAAUCUUUAGCGAAUGGUGCUUAUGCGUGUUUGCAUGUUGCGUAUUCCAUCUUCAUCAAGUAUUCUGUGCAAGAUUUCUUCUGAGGGAAGCGUCUUCCCUCUUUCAGUAUCCACUUUAGUCUUGAGCGUUUUCUCUCAGUGUGAUGUGUGAAGUAUGGAUGUUUAAAAAACAACAUUAUACAGUAUCAAACUGUAAAAAGACAUAAAUAAAUUUUUGAGUACAAACUUUAAUUUUGCUGAAGCGUUUUUAGGGUUUAUGUUGUCCAUCCAUCCAUUCUCCUCCGCUUAUCCGGGUUCGGGUAGCAGGGGCAGCAGACUUCCCCUAACCCUACCUGACCCUUCCCCCUUAACCUUAACCCCUAACCUAAAUUAGGGGAAACC
Molecule: messenger RNA, 3254 nt
Organism: Doryrhamphus excisus (bluestripe pipefish)
Lineage: Eukaryota; Metazoa; Chordata; Actinopteri; Syngnathiformes; Syngnathidae
Gene: eef2k
Product: eukaryotic elongation factor 2 kinase
Biological process (GO): response to differentiation-inducing factor 1; protein phosphorylation; myosin II filament disassembly
Molecular function (GO): ATP binding; calmodulin binding; elongation factor-2 kinase activity
Source: RefSeq, a predicted model, not a curated record